AGCCGUACUGCUGAGGACAGACAGUGCUGACAAGAUGAUGCUGCACUUUGUGAAUGUUUUCCUGCUCUGGUCUUUGAGUGCUGCACAGCUAAGCGACAUCUCUCAGCCUGUUGCGUUCCAAGCAGUGAAGCUCGGAGACUCGGCGACCAUUGAAUGUCACAUAAAGAGUGAACUGAAAAAAAGAGUGUGGUACAGAUACACUCCAGGCGAGGGACUACAGCUUGUGGCGGCAUUCAAUUAUUUCUACAACCAGACUGUAUUUGCUGAUGAAUCUCAUUUCCGUUAUUCAGUCAAGUUUGACAGAAUCAACAGUCAUCUGAGCAUAUCUGCAACAACAUGGGAAGACGCGGGAACAUACUUCUGCGGAGUCUUGCAGUUCAAAGACAUUCAAUUUGGAUCAGGAACCUUUUUGAUGCUGAAAGGUGCAAACGUGAUGAGUGAAUCUAAAUCAGUCCAGCCAGGAGACUCUGUGUCUCUCAGCUGUUCCGUUCAAACUGGCCGGUGUGCAGCACAACACACUAGUCAUCACUCGGCUCCACAAUUGAUGUACUCCUCUGGAGAGAAGACCGUUCAGAGUGAAGGGACUACCUGCCUGUACAGCCAUCUCAUGAGGAACCGUAGCUCCGAUGACGCUGGAACCUACUUCUGUAUUGUGACUUCAUGUGGACAGACACUGCUUGGAAAUGGGACCAGGAUUAAUAUUCACAACAAUGCUGUCACCAAACCAGCUGAGCUGAGUCCAGCAGUUAUUGCUCUGAUGCUGUCAAACAUCAUUCUGGGGAUUGUGACACUCGUCCUUACAUGGACACUAUGCAAGAGUCGGAGAAAAUAUUCCUCAGAGGCAACUGAUGGGUCUUCUGAAGGCCACCAGAUGGGUGAUGCACUUAUCUAUGCACCUGUGUGUUUGGUCCCCAGAAGCCUCCCGCCCACUCAAGCUUCAGUGAAAUACAGUGGAGUCAUUUAUUCUGACAUCACACACUGUCAAAGGAACCGAAAAGUUUCAUCUCUGCAAUGCAGACAAACCAGGGAUAUUGAAGACUGAUGGAGUAGGAACUGCUGAGCUGUACAUAAACAAG
Molecule: messenger RNA, 1076 nt
Organism: Anarrhichthys ocellatus (wolf-eel)
Lineage: Eukaryota; Metazoa; Chordata; Actinopteri; Perciformes; Anarhichadidae
Product: signal-regulatory protein beta-2
Exons: 6
Coding region: 35-1042 (335 amino acids)
Biological process (GO): response to bacterium
Source: RefSeq, a predicted model, not a curated record